Molecule: messenger RNA, 261 nt
Organism: Stylonychia lemnae
Lineage: Eukaryota; Ciliophora; Spirotrichea; Sporadotrichida; Oxytrichidae
Source: the annotation of a GenBank genome assembly
AUGGAAAAUUCUGGAUAUUGUAUCGGGAGAAAAGCUAGCUAUAAAAUAUAAUCUUCUUCUUCUUCUAAAGAUCAAGCUUUCAUUAUCUUUGAGAAGAUGGGUCCCUCAUUAGACUAGCAAAUAGAUAAAUCAACAUGCUAAAAGCUUUCUACGACAGCUGUUAUGAAUAUUGGCAUUCAAUUACACCUUCAAGAAAAGAUGAUCUCAUAUCAACUCUUUACCUGCUAAUUCAUUUAAAAGAAUAAUCACUUCCAUGGUUGA